UGUCAAACUCUCGACGCCUCGACGCUCUCGACUUUGAAGAAGAGAAAGGAAAAGACCUAAAUUGGACCUAAAUUUGUUGCUUUUGUCGUUGCUUUUGUCCUCCGUUCUCGCUGAAGAUAAUUAGAGCGAUAAAAGUGGAUCGACCGGCCAGUGACUAAUUUCUCUAUUCCGCCUGAUCGCAGCGCCCUCGCGGGUUUCACCUCUUGCACAAAGAGUGCAGUUAAAAAGUUCUUUUGGUUCUUUUACUGUUUGCCAAGCUGUCGUCUCUCGUCAACCCUUUCAACGCAAUACGCCGACACCUGUUUUUGUUGGCCAGCUCCAGGAUACCAGUAUUUUCGGUCAACCAACUGCAUUGUUCGUCCUUUUUAACAACAGGAAGCAACGAUAAAUGUUUUUGUUUCAGACUGCAAUUAAAGGUCUAAUCUCCUUGAAAAGUAUGGGAUCAAUGAGCUGCAGAGAGAAAUCGGCAACUCUGGCACCAAAUGACGAGAAUGAUGAAUUUGUUGAGGCGGUGGUCGCUGAUUCGGCUGACCUUGCAGAAGGACAGAUGAAGGAAGUCUCGAUUGCUGAGGAUGGCAAAGUUUUGGUGGCUCGACUGAAAGGAGGCGCUGUUACAGCCAUUGGGGCUAAGUGCUCUCACUAUGGUGCCCCGCUGGUCAAGGGCGCCAUGGGUGACAACCGCGUUCGUUGCCCUUGGCAUGGUGCCUGCUUCAACCUUACAACCGGUGAUAUCGAGGAUUUUCCUGGUCUGGACGGAGUAGCUUGUCACGAGGCGCGCGAAGUUGGGGGCAAGAUUAUGGUUCGAGCUCGCAAAUCGCAAUUGCAGAGUCACAAACGCACAUGCAAUAUGGUUGCCAGAGAUGAGGCCAACACUCAGACGGCCCUCGUCAUUGGUGGAGGUGCUGCUGGUGCCACAUGUAUUGAGUCUUUGCGUCAGAAUGGUUUUACCGGCCGCAUCAUGUUACUGUGUGCUGAAAACUUCUUGCCUUAUGACCGGCCUAAGCUAAGCAAAGCCCUUGACGCUGAUCCUGCAAAAAUUGCCCUGCGAGAUGCCGAGUUCUACCAGAAAAAUGGAAUUGAGGUUCACUUGGGCGCUGAAGUCAAUUCCAUCGACCCUGGGAGAAAGUUAGUCUCCUUGGAACAGGGCGAGGAACUGAGCUACGAUGGUAUUGUGAUUGCUACUGGAUCUGAAGCUCGUGGGGUGGAUGGCAUUGAAGGAUGUGACCUGAAGAACAUCUUCACCUUGCGGACAGUGCAGGACGCCAACGAGAUCGCCACCGUAGCCAAGGGAAAGAAGGUCGUCAUAAUUGGAAACUCCUUUAUCGGGAUGGAAGUUGCCGCCUACAUGAAGGGCAAGGCACUAACUGUGACCAUAGUGGGACGCUCUGCUGUACCUUUGGAACCGGUGCUAGGCUCAGAAAUUGGCGCUGCCGUCCUUAAGCUUUUCACUGACAACGAGAUUGUGCACCUAGGUGGCCGUUCCGUCUCAUCAUUUGUAGGAUCUGAAGGUGCUGUCAGUGGCGUCAAACUGGAUGAUGGCCAAACUCUUGAUGCUGAACUGGUUGUUGCUGGAAUUGGUGCCACACCAAAUUCAAAAUUCCUGACUAGCAGCGGAGUUCGUCUGGACUCGCGCGGCUUUGUUGUUGUUGACCAGAAUCUGAGGACCAAUUUGGAUGGGGUGUUCGCAGCCGGUGAUGUAACUGCUGCUCCCCUUUCUUUGAAUGGCCGCGCUUUGCCAGAACCAGUUAACAUUGGGCAUUGGCAACUGUCACAUUUCCAUGGGAAAAUUGCUGGACGUAAUUUAGCCGCCUUAUUGGCCGGACGUCCCCAAGAGUUCACUCCGUUGGACGCUGUGCCCUUCUUCUGGACCAUGCUCUUUGGAAAAAGCAUUCGAUAUGCUGGGUAUGGCCAUGGAUUCGAAGAAAUUCACAUGGUGGGUGAUCCCAGUGCGCUUCAGUUUGAGGCAUAUUACCUCAAAGGUGGAGAGGCGGUGGCAAUUGCAACCCUUAACGCAGACCCUGUGGCUGCCCAGUUUGCUGAGCACUUAGCAGCCAAGCGACCGGCCCUGAGUAAGGAGCGCCUGCUUGCCGAUCACACAUACUGGCGCAAAUAACCUGAUUAAAUCCGCCCGUCAACAUCAUCAGUUAUUGACUUCAUAACUCAUUAUAUUUACAGACUACAAAAACCUCCUCCUUAGCACAAAUUCGUAAUAUUACAGUAUUUUCUCAUCAAAAGCAUCCCUCCAUGUUUAUAUUUUUAGAAAGGUUUAUUUAUUGUUGGUUUUGUAAUAAUUUCUAUUUCAUAGUGUCUCAAUACAAUACACUGAGAAUAAUCACAAAAAUUAGUUUAUUUUAA
This is a messenger RNA of Neocloeon triangulifer, 2355 nucleotides long. Its product is annotated as apoptosis-inducing factor 3. The record is from RefSeq and is a predicted model, not a curated record. The transcript is spliced from 9 exons. Lineage: Eukaryota; Metazoa; Arthropoda; Insecta; Ephemeroptera; Baetidae. Gene Ontology annotation, molecular function: flavin adenine dinucleotide binding; oxidoreductase activity, acting on NAD(P)H; 2 iron, 2 sulfur cluster binding. The coding region runs from base 389 to 2113 and encodes 574 amino acids. Gene Ontology annotation, cellular component: cytoplasm.